UUUUUUCUAGUCCCUAUAAUAACCCCAUUAUAUAUUGAUACAUCCUCUGGUUUUUAAUAAGGUGAAAAAACAGAACAUGCAAAUCACUACAUCUAUGAUGUUGUAGACAUGUCAUCCACGUUCUAUAUCUUAUACUUAUAUAUAUAUGGUUCAGUCCAUGAUCUGAUCACCACACUUUUGAAGCACAUAAUGGUUCUUCCACCUUCAGAUAUGCUUCCUCCUUCAGAUGCUCUGCAAUCGGAUCAUGAAACCGACUAUGAAUUUCCCGAUUCUGAUUUCUUGUCCACUAAUAUGUUGGUCAAAAUGGGGAGCCUACAACAGGAGAGGCAAAUUUCAGUGGAUCCAAUAUCACUAAUAGAAUCGGCAUAUCCUCGUUUGGAGUUGCCACCACCACCUGUUAUUACAACCCCGAAAGUCACUCGUAUGCUGGUUCCACCGCCUCUGCUACCUGCAAAAGCCAAGUUCUCUGUUAGCCUUCUGGGUUCAACCACCUCAUCACCUCGACUUAGCUUGCUAAAGAAGAAAUGGAAGAAUCCAGUUCAACCAUCCUCUCCUUUAGCCUUUGAUCCUCUGUCUCGUCAGCACUCGGUGGCACUCACUCGUCUUGCUCACCUACAAGAGAAGCACCUACGGAAGAGUAAAUCGUGCGGGGAAGGGCGAGCAACUGCACCCUCUGAUGAUUUCGAUUUGUGGUCGAGUAAAGUCAACGGUGAUGAGCAUGAAGCCAAAACUGAUGAUGAGCAUAAAAGCGGUAAAACCAUGGCCAAACCUUACGAUGAGGAAUUCAAAUGUGGGGCUCUAUGCUUGUUCUUGCCCGGGUUUGGUAGGGGAAAGCCGGGGAGACCAAGAAAAGAUGUCGAAAAAGAAAUAACUGGGAUUGACAGUCCCAGUACAGGAGACUCCCGCCACUCAGUGAAAAAGGAGAUGGCCCAGGUGAUCUCUAGGACGGUCUCGUUGGAGAAAUUUGAAUGUGGUUCUUGGACUUCAUCGGCCAUAGUAAUGGACAACGAAGAGGAAGGAGAUUCUCUGAAUCACUUCUUUGAUCUUCCGUUGGAGCUGAUCCGGACUAGUGCCAACGAUGCAGAUUCACCAGUAGCAGCUGCUUUUGUGUUUGAUAAGGAUCACCGAAAAGGGGUUCUGAAGACUAGAGGUGCUGCAGGCAGGAAAUCCCAUGACUCGUCUCGACAUGUUCGGUUUUCGACUUCGUCACCGGGAUCACACCCGACCUCGCCAACUUCUUGCAUUACUCCUCGGUUGCGCAAGGCAAGGGAUGAUUUCAAUGCCUUCUUAGCAGCACAGAGUCCAUGAGAUUUAAUUUAAUUUUUUUCUUCUUUUCUGAGAGCAUGAUGUCAUAUUAUUGCAUUAGAAAAAGAAAGUUAAUGAGUAAAUUUACUUGCAUAUCUACAUCUGGAGAAAAUAAAAGAAUAUCAUCAAUGUAGAUCAGUCUUGUGGUUAGGUCUAUAUAUGAAAUUAUGUAUGGUGUAAUAUGGCUAUUAAUUGUGAACAAAUACAAAAAAUAUGCAUAUGCAUACAUAUAUGUUUUGGCACCAACCACAAUGUGAA
Messenger RNA from Camellia sinensis, 1563 nucleotides. Lineage: Eukaryota; Viridiplantae; Streptophyta; Magnoliopsida; Ericales; Theaceae. The record is from RefSeq and is a predicted model, not a curated record.